Messenger RNA from Lolium perenne, 1636 nucleotides. RefSeq names its product heat stress transcription factor B-4c. Gene Ontology annotation, cellular component: nucleus. The record is from RefSeq and is a predicted model, not a curated record. Lineage: Eukaryota; Viridiplantae; Streptophyta; Magnoliopsida; Poales; Poaceae. Gene Ontology annotation, molecular function: DNA-binding transcription factor activity; RNA polymerase II cis-regulatory region sequence-specific DNA binding. Gene Ontology annotation, biological process: regulation of transcription by RNA polymerase II.
CUCACCUCCGUAUUCACCACACCACCCCAGUUAAAACCAGAGCCACCACCACCCCAAGGGAAGCUCCACACCCCACUCGAGUUAAAACCCCGAGCUUGCUGCUGCCGCUAGUUUAGAAACCUCCGCCCGCCCGCCGACUCUUGUUCUAACUGUUCCAGCUCGUCCGUAGACCGAUGGAGAGGUGCGGGAGCUGGUCGGAGUCGGACGCCGCGGCCCAGGCGGCCGCGCAGAAGGCGGUGCCGGCGCCGUUCCUCACCAAGACGUACCAGCUGGUGGACGACCCCGCCACCGACCACAUCGUCUCCUGGGGCGACGACCGGGUGUCCACCUUCGUGGUCUGGCGCCCGCCGGAGUUCGCCCGCGACAUCCUCCCCAACUACUUCAAGCACAACAACUUCUCAUCCUUCGUCCGCCAGCUCAACACCUACGGGUUCCGGAAGGUGGUGCCGGAGCGGUGGGAGUUCGCCAACGAGUUCUUCCGCAAGGGGGAGAAGCAGCUGCUCUGCGAGAUCCACCGCCGCAAGACGUCCGGGUCCGCGACGUCCUCAUCCCCGCCGCCCUUCUUCGGGUCCCCGCACUUCCCGAUGUUCCACCCGGGCGUGUCGGUGGCGCACCACCACCACCAGCAGUUCGUGGGCGACGACGGCGGGGCAAUGGCGGCCGGCAUGGUCGGUGUCCCGUUCAUGCAGCCGCAUUGGCGGGAGCAGAGGGCGCCGCCGCCGCUGCUGGCGCUGGGCGGCCCUGCCGCACCCUCGCCGUCGCAGGAGGGGCGCGCGGUCGGCGCGGCGGCGCUGAUGGAUGAGAACGAGCGGCUGCGGCGCAGCAACUCGGCGCUGCUGCAGGAGCUGGGCCACAUGCGGAAGCUGUACAACGACAUCAUCUACUUCGUGCAGAACCACGUGCGGCCCGUGGCGCCCAGCCCCGCCGCGGCCACCUUCAUGCAGGGCCUCGGCGUGCAGCCCUACCGCAAGGCGCCGCCGGCCGCCGCCGCAGUGAACGGCCUCAGCAACAACAACAACGCGUCCGGCGGGAGCACGACGUCCAGCAGCUCGCUGACCAUCGCGGACGAGCUGUCACCUCCCCCCAACCACCUCGCCGCGGUGGAGAAGAGCAGCGGCGGGGAGGCCGGCAGCAGCAGCGCGGCCCGGUCGUCGGCGCCCACCAAGCUCUUCGGCGUGCACCUGACUACCGGUUCCGGCGCGGGCAGCAAGAGACCGCCUUCGCCCUCGGAGGAUCUCCCGUCCACGUCCCCCGCCACCAAGGCCCGGCUGGCAGCGCAGGAGGGCGACGGGCUGAGCCUGUCGGUGGCGCCGCCGUGCGCCGCCUCGUCUCCAGCUAGGAGCUAGCUGGUCGUCAUCACCUCACUCACCUAGCUAGUGCUAGUAGGGUAGUAGCAUGCAUGGGAACAUCCGCGCGUGGACUGACGCGACGACCAUUUUGCUGCUAGUGUUCUGAUUAAUCCGACGUGUUGUGUUUGCUAGAGAUCGAGUACUAGUACUAGACGAGGCAGUUAGUUUGUUUCAUUUCAGCAGUUAGCAAAAGUGCUUAGGUAGGGCUGUAAUCGCUGAACUGCACGACCGUGCUCACCACCCUGAACUAAUCCAAGGCAAUCAAUCAAUCAGGUGUUUUUUGUACA